UUUCAGGGUGAUCUGGUACAUGUUAAAGAAUUAAGUACCAAGGGUUUUGAGAUGAAAUCAAGAAUGAUGGACUAUAUUAAAAUGAUGCGAGAUCUCCGUCAUGAAAAUAUCAACCCGUAUGUGGGUUUACUGGUAGAUCCUGUUAAACCCGCCUUAGUUACAGAAUACUGUAGUAGGGGUAGUUUACAGGAUGUCAUUAGAAAUGAAGACAUCAAACUUGACUGGGAUUUUAAAUACAGCCUUAUUAUAGAUUUAGUCAGGGGAUUACGUUACCUUCACAACAGUAGUUUAAAAUACCAUGGUUACCUAAAAUCAACCAAUUGUGUUAUAGACAGCCGCUGGGUAUUAAAACUUACCGAUUACGGGUUGCCCGGUUUCCUCGGCCGGGUCAGACAAACUAGAGAACAGUCAGCCACAGAUUUGGUUUGGACAGCGCCAGAAUUCCUGCGAGAAGUUAACAACCAGAUCCAUAAAGGUUCUGAAAAGGGCGAUGUUUUUAGUUUUGCUAUCAUUAUGCAGGAAGUAGCGUUAAGAAGUGACCCCUACAGUUCUACUGGACUCACCCCCCAAGAAAUUAUCAAGAAAUUAAAGAAGCCCCCUCCAUUGAUCAGACCGUCCGUAUCCCCCCAGUUUGCCCCACCCCCCUAUAUUCAAUUGAUGAAACAGUGUUGGUCAGAGUUACCUGACAUGAGACCUGGUAUUGAAGAGAUUUACGACCAAUUUAAAAGAAUUACCAGUGGAAAGAAAGCAAAUAUUGUAGACACAAUGUUUCGAAUGUUGGAGAAAUAUUCCAAUGAUCUUGAAGAAAUUGUAAAUGAAAGAACAGUCCAGCUGGAAGAGGAGAAAGUAAAAACUGAUCAACUUCUGUCAAGAAUGUUACCCCCAGCCGUUGCAGACUAUCUGAAAUCAGGAAAACCAGUGGAAGCCGAGACAUUUGCCGAAGUAACGAUAUAUUUUAGUGAUAUCGUAGGCUUUACAACAAUCUCUGCUAUGAGCACGCCCAUGCAAGUGGUUGACCUUUUGAAUGACCUUUAUACUAUGUUUGAUGCCACGAUUGAACAGUAUGAUGUUUAUAAGGUUGAGACAAUAGGAGAUGCUUACAUGGUGGUCAGUGGUCUUCCAACUCGAAUUGGAUACAAACAUGCAGGGGAGAUAAGCACCAUGGCACUGGAUCUACUCAGUCAGUGUGGUACCUUUAAAAUUCGACACAUGCAUGAUGUGCCUCUAAGACUUCGUAUUGGUCUGCACACAGGUUCGUGUGUGGCCGGUGUUGUAGGAUUAACAAUGCCUCGAUACUGUUUAUUUGGAGAUACUGUCAACACAGCUUCCAGGAUGGAAUCCACUGGGACAGCAUCUCGUAUUCAUGUGAGUGAAGAGACGAAGGAAGUUCUGUAUGUAUUAGGUGGUUAUAAAUUAGAAUUUAGAGGCAUGGUUGAACUCAAGGGAAAAGGAAAACGUCCAACUUACUGGUUAACUGGUAAAGAAGGUUUCACCAAACCACUCCCAGAACCACCAGAAUUGGGGUAA
Molecule: messenger RNA, 1527 nt
Organism: Lottia gigantea (owl limpet)
Lineage: Eukaryota; Metazoa; Mollusca; Gastropoda; Lottiidae
Exons: 12
Biological process (GO): receptor guanylyl cyclase signaling pathway; intracellular signal transduction; cGMP biosynthetic process
Molecular function (GO): peptide receptor activity; protein kinase activity; ATP binding
Source: RefSeq, a predicted model, not a curated record